Molecule: messenger RNA, 1035 nt
Organism: Eruca vesicaria subsp. sativa (arugula)
Lineage: Eukaryota; Viridiplantae; Streptophyta; Magnoliopsida; Brassicales; Brassicaceae
Source: the annotation of a GenBank genome assembly
AUGUCCGAAACCCCUAUCUAUCGCAUCGUACGCGCUGACAACUGUCGGUAUAGUUCGAGGGAUGAGAAAGUCAGCAACCUCGUGGUUCGCAACGUAAACGCCUCGGAAGAGGAUGAGGACGAGGUUUUGGAAAAGAUGGUUCCCACGGAUUUGAUGACAGCAACGGGAACCAUAGGAAUAGGAGCAUCCCAAGGCUGGGUAGCUACUUUGAAAGACCAAGUCCUGUGUCUACAAGAUGAUCUAAACCCUUUCGCUUCGGAGUCAGAUCCGAAGCGAGUCUCACUGGCUUGUCCCAAAACGCUGCCUCAUUGCCAAACCCAAAUGGUAACCAACAUCGCCAUGUCAUCCUCUUCUCCUUGGGACGAAGAAUGCAUUUUAGCCGUUAAAUUCUUGGGGCCCCAACUCAGCCUAUGUAGACCAGGUUGUCAAAAAGAAAAGUGGGUCAACAUCAGAAUCAAAGACCAAAGCUUCUUUUCGUCACGUGUCAUGUAUUCAGAGAAAGAUAAAAUGUUCUCCAUGGUGGGUCGUGGAGGCACACACACGGGAUCUUGGGAUUUUGAAAGCCAAAGAUUUCGUGAUCGAUUUGAUUUUGGAUCCUAUAAAGAGUUUAUGGACAGAUCUCAUGACUUUACAGAUAUACGCCAUAAAGAGUUUGUGCAGUCGGAGAUGGAGGAGUUGUCUAGGUGUAGCAGGAGCGAACACUUGGUGGAAGCACCCUCAGGUCAAACUUUUAUAGUUAAGUGGUACACAGAUAUCUGCUAUGAAGAUGGGGUGCCGCGUUCGAAAUGUUUCAUGGUGUUCGAGUUUUUGGGUGGAGAAUGCAUAGCCACUGAUGACAUUAAAGAGUUUUGUAUUUUUCUAUCAAGUAAAGGCGAACCUUUCUGUGUAGAGGCUGACUUGUAUGGCCUAACCCCAAACUGCAUCUAUUACGUGAGCGACUUUGACUAUGGAAAAGUCAAUUUAGGGAAUGAUGAAUGGGUUGGUGGAAAUGGCUUUUUCCCUGCCCCUUACUUCAUUCCACCUCAAACCUAUUAG